This is a messenger RNA of Ochotona princeps (American pika), 1230 nucleotides long. It is a transcript of the gene RNF2, whose product is annotated as ring finger protein 2. Gene Ontology annotation, molecular function: chromatin binding; ubiquitin protein ligase activity. NCBI's taxonomy places the organism in Eukaryota, Metazoa, Chordata, Mammalia, Lagomorpha, Ochotonidae. The record is from RefSeq and is a predicted model, not a curated record. Bases 169 to 1179 code for a protein of 336 amino acids. The transcript is spliced from 7 exons. Gene Ontology annotation, cellular component: PcG protein complex; ubiquitin ligase complex.
CCCUCAGCCUCUCAUGAAUAUUGAGCGGCCCCCGCGGUGUUUCCCGAGCUCCAUUGCGGAAGCCCAGGCUCGCCAUAUUGAGCGGCGGCGCCGGCGGCCGCGGCGGCUCGGGCGCGACUUCUCGCUGCGGCCGCGGCCCGCGGAGCCCGGGCGGGGGCGGCAGCCGCAAUGUCUCAGGCCGUGCAGACAAAUGGAACCCAGCCAUUAAGCAAAACGUGGGAACUCAGUUUAUAUGAACUACAACGGACACCUCAGGAGGCAAUAACAGAUGGCUUGGAAAUUGUGGUUUCGCCCCGAAGUCUGCACAGUGAGCUCAUGUGCCCGAUCUGCUUGGACAUGCUCAAGAACACCAUGACCACCAAGGAGUGCCUGCACCGCUUCUGCGCGGACUGUAUCAUCACAGCCCUCAGGAGCGGCAACAAAGAAUGCCCUACCUGUCGGAAAAAGCUAGUUUCCAAAAGGUCCCUGAGGCCGGACCCCAACUUCGAUGCGCUCAUCAGCAAGAUCUACCCGAGCCGGGACGAGUACGAAGCUCACCAGGAGCGCGUGCUGGCCAGGAUCAACAAGCACAACAACCAGCAGGCGCUGAGCCACAGCAUCGAGGAGGGACUCAAGAUCCAGGCCAUGAACAGACUACAGCGAGGCAAGAAGCAGCAGAUCGAGAACGGUAGCGGGGCAGAAGAUAACGGUGACAGUUCGCACUGUAGUAACGCCUCGACCCACAGCAAUCAGGAGGCUGGCCCUAGUAACAAACGGACCAAAACGUCGGAUGAUUCAGGGCUUGAGCUUGACAACAACAACGCCUCGGUGGCCAUUGACCCUGUGAUGGACGGGGCCAGUGAAAUUGAAUUAGUAUUCAGGCCUCAUCCCACGCUGAUGGAAAAAGAUGACAGUGCACAGACAAGAUACAUAAAAACUUCAGGCAAUGCCACCGUGGAUCACCUGUCCAAGUACCUGGCCGUCAGGUUAGCUUUAGAGGAACUUCGAAGCAAGGGGGAGUCCAAUCAGAUGAACCUGGACACAGCCAGCGAGAAGCAGUACACCAUUUACAUCGCCACAGCCAGUGGCCAGUUCACCGUUUUAAACGGGUCCUUCUCUUUGGAGUUGGUCAGUGAGAAGUACUGGAAAGUGAACAAGCCCAUGGAACUGUACUACGCACCCACGAAGGAGCACAAGUGAGCUUCGCAGAGCAGCUCUGGGACUGAGCGUCCCACAGCCCGACUUGAACCU